AUAAAUCCACAUAUGUAGAUUUACGUUUUACUCCCUUAAAGAUGAUUUUUCUGGAUGUCUGACUGGAGCAGGGAGUAAAAUAGUUGGAGAGAAAUUGAAUGGAAUAAAAUUAUAAUCGUGUGCAGAACGUGUUUCUGCCAGAUUAGCGUAUACAGGGAGAUUAAGGUUAUAGAUAAUCAUGCUGAAAGGGGAUUUGGUUGAAAGCGGCAUCGCUCGGAGAUCCUGCGCACACACACUCCACUGAGGGGGUGGAGCUGGAGAGCAGCUUCUUCCAAGCAGGUCAGCUCCACCACAUUUAAUCAGAGAACUGUUCUAUUACCCGAGUGUUUCAUUAAAUAUCCUCCUCUGACCUGCGUACAGACGCACAGGGAGCUGGGGUGAAUACAAGAGCACCACCUGCUGAUUGAAUCAAAAUUAAAAACUCCUUCCUCAUUUGGCCGGUAAGGAUGAGUCCAGGAGGGCUUUUUAGAGAGGAGUUUAAUUACAUUCAAUAAGAGAGAGAUGGAACACAAAAUCAAACAAGUUGGAAAAUCUUCAGGCAAAUCCUGGAAGUGAACAUGUUGGAGUGCUUGUAGGAAACAGCAUUGCAUACUUUAUUUUUCCCAAAAGCUGGAAAAUGGUUAAAGCAGCCAAAAAUGUCUAGCUUACUAAAAUAAAUACAGUAUUGCAACAAAAUGGCUGAAAAGGUGAAGAAGUAUUUCCAUUACAUAGAAAAUAGAAAUAGACUGAGUGAGGCUACUAACAGUGGAGUGGUUUAUAAAUUAGCAGGUCAAAACUGAGCAAAUGUGAUGAGGGAGAUACAGGGUAAGGGCAAGUUUUAUGCAUGUUUAUCUCCAGAAACAGUACAGCAAUUCAGAUCAAGGACAGGCAGCUGAGUGAGAACACAUCUGAGGUCAAACUCCUCAAGCUAUAAUAGCUGACUUGCAGGAUAACACAGCAGCCUUUAUUGCCAUCAGAUUUUGACCCAACACUGUGAAAAAGUGUUUGUCCUGUUCCUGAUUAUCUAUUUAUUUGUAUGUUUGUCACACGUAAAUGUUUUAGAUCAUCAAACAAAUUUAAAUAUUAACCAAAGAUGACACAAUUAAACACAAAAUGCAGUUUUUAAAUGAAGGUGUUUGUUAUUAAGAGGGGUAAAAUGUGAAAAAGUGAUUGCCCUCUAAACCUGGUGCUGAGCAACAACUCUAAAUGUGCCAAAGCUCCUAUUUCUGCCAGCUCUGCGAGGCCCCAGAUACAAUAUUAAAGUCAAGGGAAGAACUCUGGUUCAUAGCCACUGGUGGGCAGAAAAGUGUUUCCACUGAUGGUUGUAUUUUGUAUGUUGGCAGACAUUUCAGUAUGUUACGUCCCAGAUCUGAUACUAGAGGGAAGUAAAAGAAAACUACAUGAAAGUGAGUUUGUGACGUUGCAGAGCUCUACGUGCCGACUGCUGAGAAGAAACGAGGAUACUCUUGUGUUCUCUGCAGUUUUUAUUUUGGAGAUGUAGAGAUAUGACUUACAAACUCAAAACACUGCAAACUCCUCAACUAGCUGUAAGAAGAAAAUUUUCUGCCCAUAACACCCAAUACAAAAAUCUUUAAUCUAUACCCUGACAGCAAGAACCAGCCCAGAACUCCACCUUAUCCUAAAAGAGCAAAAUCACAGCAGUUUUCAGCCUCAGACUUGAUGUUAGAGAAGAGCAAAAAAAUUGCACAAUUAACUCAACGAAAGGAAAAUAAAGCCGCUGUGCUUUCCACUAUCGUACUGUCUCUUUUCAUAAAGGGGAAAUUGACAUGUUUGAAAAGAUUUCCAUAAACUAACACUGCUUCACCAUUUGUUUAAAAACAGCAGCACAACUCCAAAAUGAUGUUAACACAUCUACUGGACUGUGAAAUGUAGAAGAUUUAGGGAAAGGAUUAUAUUACAUCAGGGUUAGUAAUUCUUUGUGUCCAUCAUUAUGCUUUUAUAUUGAAAAGGUCCUUAUGAGUCACACUGUGGGUUACUCUCGAGGGAGGAAGGAUUUAGGAUUCAUCUACAGGAAUCCACAGAAAAAGAAAAUGAUAUCUAUAAAAAAAUGAAACUGAGUUCUUUAAGUUUGUGAUUUCGUUAUGACCCAGUUAUUUAAUAGUUUUAAGUGUGAGAGAGGUCAGCUAUUCUAUUCCUGAUUUCCUUAUCCAAAUCUCCUCCCUCCAACACUAUAAACAGCCCAGCUUUCCAUCCUUAAAAAGAAACAUUUUAUGUUGGUAAUGUUAUGAUGAAUCAUCCCGUGUAUCUCUUUUGGUAGAAACAUUGUAUGAAGAUGAUUGUUGCAAAUUAAUAUCCAGCUGAGUGGACAUAAUGUAUGUCGUCAGCAGAGGAAAAAGGUUAACUUUUCCGCUUCUGAUAAUCAUUCCCACAAGAUGUAAAAUCAGCUUUCUUGAGUCCCAGCCAAUCACUGUUUAAAUCACUUUAAACGCUCUCCUUUGUGAUGUACCUUUUCAAGGCUCGUUGUGUGGUUUUAUGUGUUGUUGCAUAUUUUACAGCAUUAGGAUCUUUGGGAAAUUAUGACCACACAGCCUCAGGUCAAUGACGUUGCAAGGGGCAAGCAACGCCGAGAAAUUUGAUUAUGUCAUGAACUUCAUGAACAAGCUGGCAGGAAACGAGUAUGUGGGCUUCAGCAAUGCCACUUUCCAGUCAGAGCGUGAGUCUGGAGACAGAAACUUCGCCAUUGGCUACUACCUGAAGGAGAAGAAGUGUUUUCCAGAGGGGACAGACAUGACGUCCAUCCUGGACUUCUACUUCCAGUUGUGCUCCAUCGAGGUGACCUGUGAGAGUGCCAGCGUUAUGGCGGCAACUCUAGCCAACGGCGGUUUCUGUCCAAUCACGGGCGAGCGUGUGCUGAGCCCUGAGUCUGUGCGAAACACCCUGAGUCUGAUGCACUCCUGCGGCAUGUAUGACUUCUCGGGACAGUUCGCUUUUCACGUUGGUCUGCCGGCUAAAUCGGGUGUGGCUGGCGGGAUCCUGCUGGUCGUUCCCAACGUGAUGGGCAUCAUGUGUUGGUCUCCUCCACUCGACAAGCUGGGUAACAGCGUCAGAGGCAUCCAGUUCUGCACGGAUUUGGUUUCCCUGUGUAACUUCCACAACUACGACAACCUGAGGCACUUUGCAAAGAAGCUGGAUCCUCGCAGGGAGGGAGGAGACCAGAGGGUGAAGUCUGUGAUCAACCUGCUGUUUGCUGCUUACACAGGAGACGUCUCAGCUCUCAGGAGGUUUGCGCUGUCCUCCAUGGACAUGGAGCAGAGGGACUACGACUCGAGGACAGCGCUGCACGUGGCCGCCGCUGAAGGACAUGCUGAGGUGGUCCGCUUCCUGCUGGAGGCCUGCAAGGUCAACCCAGUUCCCAAAGACAGGUGGGGGAACACGCCGAUGGAUGAGGCCGUGCACUUCGGCCACCAUGACGUCGUCACCAUCCUCCGCGAUUAUCACAAUCAGUACACCCAUCAGGAAGGCAGCACGGCCAAGAAGAACGAAGAGAACCUGGACGGGAUGCUGUGAUGGAGAAUGCGCUGCUCAGGUGUGUGAGGCCGGGCGCUUGCCUCCGCCGGCGAGGGGAAGAGAUCAGGCGGUGCUUUAGACAAAAAACUGGAAAGAUUGCAAGUAGACUCAUCGCUGAAAUAACUGAAAACAAACCUUUACAGUAUCUGUUAGCGCAGCAGCCGCCUCCCUCCGAGUGUAAAUGCUCGUCAUCAUGUUCUCUUUAGGUGUCGUUGGGUUUUUGUAUCGCGUGUGUGUACUCUGAGUGUGGAAGUACUCUUAUUUUCUGUGUUUCAGCUUUUACGUUGACGGUUCUUUUUAUUCUGAACAUCAGCAACAGGAAGCAGCAGCUGUAUAAAACCUUUGUUAUGGAAUGUAACUCCUCCCCCCCAAACACUUUUUGAUGUGCGUUUGUGAUAAUCGAUGUAAGAUAAACUGUACAUUACUGUAGUGUUUGUGUAUAUUAACCGAGGACGGCGAGUCUCUGUAAAUAGGUGUAAAAAAUGUGUAGUCGAUCGGUCUCUUGUGGUGAUUGGUUCAGAUUUGAUGACAGUGUGUGUUUCAGUCAAACUUUUGGAAAGUAUUUGAACCAUAAAAUUAUUAUUCUUCUUUUUUUUUGGUAAGCAGCUUUUUAAUGUGGCGACAGAUGAGUUAAAAGAUUUUUUGUUUUUAUUGUUGUUGUUUUUCCACUAAAACUGGAAUUUUUCACCCUUCUUUUCUUUUAUUUACUAUUUAUUUCGGGUUUAUUAUUUUUGUAAAGUGGUAAUAACGUAAAGCAAGCCAGCCAAAGUUCAGUUCGUACUUCGUCUCCUGACCAUUGAAAGCGUUUCUGCAUAUCAGACGCGACACUGCCAGCGCUCCUGCAGGAAGAGUGAAUGACUGUAAACAUGCAAGAAAAUGUUUUUCUUACACUUUGUCUUAGUUUAAAGAAGUCACAGCAGAAAAUGGAUGCACUCAGCAAUGGAGAUAUUUCAAUACUUUUAUUUUGAAAGUCUGUCUAGUGUAUUUCAGUAUGUGGCAUAAACAGUGAGUUGAUUGGUCCCUGUGAGUUGCUUUAAAGUAACUAAGGAGUACUGUGAAAGUUGCUACUACUACUCUUACUAUUCUAGUUAUUAUCACAAAUCCUUUAGUGGCAUUGUUUGAAAACAGAAAGCGUCACAUUUUAAUCAGUUUAAACAUUUUAAGGUCUUGCUAAUGGAGACCUAGAGACUUGUCGCUGAGUUGAAAUUGGUUGCAAAGAACGUGUUGCUCUGAUAGCCAGCAGGUUGCUGUGAUCGCCUGUUGUUGGCAUCGAAGAUGCCGACCGGUCUGCAGAGGUCCAUUCUUCAUAAUUUCUCUACCACUCAGUGAGCAGUUGGCAAGUGUUAGACAAGUUGGAGUCUUCCAUACAAACUGCACAAAUGCAGCAGCCUGUUAGCCACUAAAGCGAGGUGUUUGCUACACUAGUCUUUGUAACCGACCUUAAAAUGAAUACGUAUGUUUCCCUAGCAACCUGUACGUUCUCUAGGAUUAAGAUAACACAGAGCAACUCGACAGUUUCACCUUACUUUUCUUUUGACUUUAUAUAUCAUCUGUAUAUCUUAUAGAUGGUUCUUAAUCUUUCUCCUCAUUGAACUUCUUUUUAAAACUUUAUUGGUAAUUCUACCAGUGUCUGAGGACAGCCUCUGUAGUUUCUAGGCACAAAUUGUAAAAUCCCCCCAAACAACAUUUAAAUGCAGUGUUAUUUAAAUGAAGAAUUAAAAGAAUCUGCUUGAGUACUUUUUUUUUUUCUUUCCUGCUGUAGACGUGAAAAUUCCACAUGUAAAUCCUCGGAUCUACAUCUUAAUUAAUCCUGCAUUUUAAGCUAGUUAAAGUUGGAAUUAAAAACAUUCAGCAUUCGUUUAAUAACCAGUGAACUGCUUCCUUUGUUGGCCCUCUCAUUUUCUGCUGUUCAAAUUUAAAGGCUUUUAUUUUGAAGGCGCAGUCAUACUUGAAAAGCAGAUGUGUUUUUGUGUGUCUGAAGCGUGUUUGACUGUUUUUACUUCUUUUUGAGCAAACAAACUGAACAAGACAGUCUGUAACGUAAUCCACAACUUAGAAAAUCCACAAAAACAGUUUUUGUUUUUUUCCUCAGGUUUGGAUCAGUUCAUACAGUUUACAUUUCAAAUUAAAAAAGGAACUUAAAGGAAGCACAAAACGCCAAUAUUUUUGACAGUAGUAGCAAUAGAGAUGACGUGAUUGUAGGAUGAGGUGAAUUGAUCCAAAUCAAAGUCCAGAGUAUUCUGAAUGUAACGUGUUUGGUGUUGUUCUGUUUCUUCUUCAUGUGUAUGUAAAGCUGCUGCAGCUCACUGAGCAACUGCAGGCGGCCCAGAUAUUUAUUCACAGAAUAAAAACACGGAAAAACCA
Messenger RNA from Pelmatolapia mariae (spotted tilapia), 5871 nucleotides. RefSeq names its product glutaminase a (gene glsa). Gene Ontology annotation, biological process: L-glutamine catabolic process. The record is from RefSeq and is a predicted model, not a curated record. The coding region runs from base 2539 to 3507 and encodes 322 amino acids. The transcript is spliced from 12 exons. NCBI's taxonomy places the organism in Eukaryota, Metazoa, Chordata, Actinopteri, Cichliformes, Cichlidae. Gene Ontology annotation, molecular function: protein binding; glutaminase activity.